Molecule: messenger RNA, 5063 nt
Organism: Stegostoma tigrinum
Lineage: Eukaryota; Metazoa; Chordata; Chondrichthyes; Orectolobiformes; Stegostomatidae
Gene: xk
Product: X-linked Kx blood group (McLeod syndrome)
Exons: 3
Coding region: 513-1811 (432 amino acids)
Cellular component (GO): membrane
Source: RefSeq, a predicted model, not a curated record
CCCUCUCUGAUGAAGGGUCUAGGCCCGAAACGUCAGCUUUUGUGUUCCUGAGAUGCUGCUUGGCUGCUGGGUUCAUCCAGCCUCACAUUUUAGUAUUCCAGACAUGCGCUGUUGUUGGGCGGAGUAUUGAAACCUACUGUUAGUUAAUCGACCGGCUUCUCUUUGUCGUGUUGUGUAAUACGUGCUGCUACUUCGCUCUUUGUUAUUGCCGCUGUUUUUGUUUAAUCGAAUAAUUGACUUCCGUAAAAAUGUAAAAUCCUAGCUUUCGCAUGGCGCAGUCCCCUGCUGUCAGUGAUGGAUGAGAUGGAGGUGGGGAUGGUCAAGCCUGAGAUUGUGUAUCCUGUACAGAGACGCCAGUCUCUAACACUCCCCCUGCUGGAAUAUUUCUCACUGUGGUUGUGGGAGCAGCCCCUCUGUCUGCAGCAGUUCACUGACAAACAGCACCGGCAGCAAUGGAUGCAAUCAGCUUGUUUCGUGGUUAUUGAACUGUCGCCUUCGUGCCAACAUUGAGGAUGAAACCCCCGGGCGGCAUCUUCGUGUCUGUUUUUCUUUUUGCUGCAGAGUUGGUCGCAGCACUGUAUCUAAGCAGUACCUACAGAUCUGCUGGGGACAGGAUCUGGCAAGGGCUCACACUGGUCUUCGUGCUAGUGCCAUCAAUCCUGGUUCAGUUCACUCUAACCUUCGUGCACCGGGAUGUGAGCAGGGACAGACCCCUGGUGCUGUUCCUACAUCUGUUACAGCUUGGACCAUUCGUCAGGUGCCUUGAAGCACUAUGUAUUUACCUAAAUGUUGGUAGAGUUGAAGAACCUUAUGUCAGUAUUACCAAAAAGAAGCAGAUGAGAAAAAAUGGCUACUCUGAAGAAAUUGAGAAGGAAGUGGGUCAAGCAGAAGGCAAAAUGUUCACACACAGAGCUGCUUUUAACCGGACUUCAGUGAUUCAGGCUUUCAUAGGCUCUGCACCCCAACUUACCCUCCAGCUCUAUGUCAGUGUAAAGGAACAGUUUGUUACACCUGGUAGAGGAGUACUAAUGGUUAUUUCUCUACUUACCAUUGUAUAUGGAGCUUUGCGGUGCAAUAUCCUCGCUAUCAAAAUCAAGUAUGAUGAAUAUGAGGUACAUGUGAAGCCUGCAGCCUACAUCUGUAUAUUUCUAUGGAGAAGCUUUGAGAUUGCCACCAGAGUGGUUGUUUUGGUUCUUUUUAGCUCUGUGUUGCAGAUAUGGAUCCUCCCCGUAGUUCUCUUGAACUUUUUUACAUUCUUUUUCUAUCCAUGGGUAUUAUUCUGGAACAGUAAAUCACCUUUCCCUGAGAACAUCGAGAAAACGUUUACAAGAGUAGGUACAACAAUGGUAUUAUGUUGCCUUACAUUCCUCUAUGCCGGUGUUAAUAUGUUCUGUUGGUCAGCAGUUCAACUCAAGCUAAAUGAUCCUGAUUUAAUUAAUAAAUCCCAGAACUGGUACAGACUAGCAGUGUACUAUAUGUUAAGAUUCAUUGAAAAUGCUGUUCUUAUUCUCUUAUGGUACAUCUACAAAACUGAUGUUUAUACCUAUAUAUGUGCUCCUUUGUUGGUCAUGCAAUUGUUAAUUGGAUAUUGCAUUGCAAUAUUUUUUAUGCUUGUCUUUUAUCAGUUCUGCCACCCAUGUAAAAAGCUUUUCACUUCCAGUAUUUCUGAAGGAUUAUUAGCUUGCAUCCAUUUUGUUUUUCACUGCCAUUGUCACAAAGCUGCUGAACCUGUGGAAAGAGCUGUCUUAGAACCCAAUAAUGCCAAUGACCAUGAACAGGGUGCUCAACUUAGCCCUAAAUCUCAAGAUUAGAAGAAGCUUCAAAGUGUAGUAGUAAGUGCACAGUGUUUUCAUUUUUUACCCAUCCAGUUUGUUUGGAUACAAUCCUCAUGUUAAUUUCCAGAUGAGCUCUGCAGCUUCAAAUUCCACUGAUAGGUGAUUGAGUUGCAAUGUUUAAGGAUCAAUCUGCUAUUAAUUUCAGUGAGACAUGACAGUAACCUUAACAUCAAAUAGGUUUCCAGCAUGAGGCCUUACCUUGCAAACUAUAGUCUGACUUCAUGUGAUUUUUAUUCCAUUCGGAUUAGUGACUGGAAAUUAAUUUUCCAAUAUGUACUUCCGGUGGGUGAAGCUUGUCCUAUUAACAAUGCUGUGCUGAAUGAAGUGCCAUUUCUAAUUGGUACUUUUAACUCAUUAGCUUUGUAUUGUGGAGAUCCUUGAGGUGUGCAUUACUGAAGUAAAAUAGGAGAAGAACAGAACUGAAGUAUCCUCCCUUCUUGCACACUCUGCAAUUUGAAUAAGUGAGAGCAGUUGAAAUUUUUUUGCCAAUUUGUAUUGAUCUUCAGUUUGUACAAUGAAGUUUCAUGAUUUCUUUGAAUGGAAGACUCAUUCACCUUGAAACUAUUCACGAUAAUAGCAGUGUUGUAUAUUCGCAGGAAUAUUCUCUUUCUACUGUCUGAAAAUAAGCCUUAUCCUUUGUAAUCUGGUGGUUAAAUACUCAGCAUUGAGAAACUGUACAAAUAUAAUACCGUAAAUAAUUCUUAGAAUGUCGAUCUCUAGUUAAAUUUCCUGCAAAAGUUGCUACAUAAGUUUUGGUGCAAAAAAAAUCCAGUGUGAUUUUUUAAAUUAUUCAGUGAUCAUUAUUCAAUGUCAUGUUUUAAAAUUUUAACAUCAGAAUUCAAACAGUAAAAGUAACACAUCUUACUCACAAAUCCAUAAUUUGAAAAUAACCUGUGAUAUAAUCUUGAAAGCCUCUGAUUUGCUCAAAAUCAACUUCAAAGCAGUUAAGUACCUAUUUAAGUACCCUUAGAUCUUAUCAAUUGAACCAAGGCUGAUUUUGGAAUAUUGGACUUCUUUUAUAUGGUUAAGUCUACUGUGCUGCAUACCUUUUAAAACCAUUGUUUUUCUCUCUAUUUUUUCCAUUCUCCCCUUUUUAAGGGAAUUGAAUCCCUUUCUGUAUCGUGGUUCUAUGGGCAGGUGUCACCUUCUAAUAUUUUAAUAUAAAAUGAUAAUUAUUCACUUGUAAGUCUUAAUAAUGAGAGCAAGUAGAGUUUUCAGUAUGGAAACUAAGCCUAGUUCUACUUUCAUUUCACAUUAACACGUGCAUAAUUCCAGGGGAAAAAAAGCAGUGAAUCAUGGUUCCAGAUAAUGAAUGUGCUGUCCAUUUGAGAAAAAGGUUCCUUACCAUCUUUGAAAAUUCAGGUUACAAGUAUACCUCACUUCCCUUCAUACUAGUGCCCUCCUUCAGGAACUGACUAAGCAUCAAAGAAUCUCCCAAUUUUUCCCCCUAACCCUGCCCGAUCAAAAUCCUUUCAGGGAUGGGUGUAGACUCACUCAUUAUUAUCAUAACACGGUUGUUUAAGGAAAAUCCAUGACAGUUCAGGGUCUACAUAGUCAAUUGAAAGGAAGUUAUUUAAUGGGCUGAAUGAUCUUUUCAUACUUUAAUACUUUGUUGAUGAAUCACAUGCUAAGCUUGUCAUAUAUGAAUUAGUAGGAAAUGUAGAACUUGCUAAAUUAUUCACUGCAACUUUGAAAGUAAUACAUCUCAGUCAAUAGAUAUUUAUUGUUAAAGAUAAUGAAUUUGUAUACCUGUUUGGCAAAGUUAAUCACUGCUUUAUGGCUACUUGAUAGCAAAGUAGAAGUAAGAUUUUGGAAUCACAUAAUGCACUGUAACCUGUUUAACAUACUCAUUAAAUCAUGAAAGCCCCAUUAUAGCAUUUAAGUGCUAAACAUGAUUAAGUUCAUCAAUGCCCAUGCAAGGAAUGUCUAAAAAGUAAUGAAAGCUUUGUAAUUUUGGUGCAUGCUGGUCAGGAUGACAAAAAAUAUAAUUAGUGGACUUGUAAAUUAAAUGUAUAUAUUUCCUUUGGGACACUUUACAGAAAAAAAAACUGCAUCAAAACUUAAGAUUCUUUGCUCUACUUGGGAAUUUCCUCAGUAAAUUAUUUGGUAUCACAACCAAUGUAUAUGCUUUCUGUGUUUGAGAGAAAUGCCAAUGAAAAAUAUCUAGUGUAGACAUCAAGAACAACACUAAAAAUCUGACCGCCCCGAUAGUUGACAGUCUUGACAGGUCAUCACAUUUUCUUGGGUUCAAUUCACUUGUCAGAUUGUGUCACUUGAAUCAGGUUUUAUAACUCUGAUAGCUGGAUAAAAUGCUCCUUUCCUACCCUACCUCUAGUAUAAGGAAAAACUGACACAAAUAGUACUUCAGCUGAGUCUAGGAUUGGCCUAGUGAGUUGGUAUAAAUCACAGGAAACAAUUUUCAGCGGAAAAGUGUUUAAAAAUUUGGCACAUCAAUAACAAUAGUAUUGCAAUUAUCAGUGAAAAUUAUUUAUGAAUUUGAGGGACUAUGGAAUGUGUGCAAAUGUAAUAAUUACUUGAAAAUAAAAUCACUUUAACAGUGUGUUGAUAAGAUGCAGUUAUGAACAUAUUCUUAAAAGACAUUAAAAAAUAAAUAAUUUCAAAGAGAAACGCAGAAUCUUGUAAAUAUUGACAAUGGACAGACCAGUCACAAACAUUAAACAAAGUUUGUAUAUAAUGAUAGUUUUAUUUAAUAUAUUGUCUUAUGUUUCCAAUAGAACUGAACGCAGUUGCUUCAUUUUACAGAUGUUUGAUGACUAUAGCUGUAAUGUAAAAUAAAUGAAUACCAAGAAAUGACAAUUGUGUAUUUUAUGAUGCAUUAUUUGCACACACCUUUUUUAAGAAUAAAUAGAGUACAUAUGAUAUAAAUUGUGCAACACACAAGUGUCCUACUCUUCCCUACUGCAGCCUUUUUAUUCCACCAUAACCAGGAAACUUCCAUUCUAAAGUGUUACUAUUAUCUGGAAUUCAUCUGCGUUAUGUAAGUGCUGCUAACUGUGGGAAUUGUAGUAGAGUUUUCACCACCUGACUUCACAUUGUUCGAGAAUAAAAAUAUCGUGAGUCUGGAGUAGUGAAAUUCACCACCUGUUGCACAAUGCAUUUGUUACAUAUUUAAAAAUCCAAUCCUUGUUCUUCAUAUGUAUUCAGAAACUGUGUCUGUAAUCAUUCUCGAACAACAACAGUAACAGAAUUACAGAGGUGCUGUGGUGC